This is a messenger RNA of Hymenoscyphus albidus, 880 nucleotides long. The record is from the annotation of a GenBank genome assembly. Lineage: Eukaryota; Fungi; Ascomycota; Leotiomycetes; Helotiales; Helotiaceae.
AUGGCGAGAAAUUUGUUGACACCAACUGGCUUGCCGCCCAAAGGUGUUUGGAAAACAAGAGACUCUGGGACCGCAAUCCUCCUUCUAGUCGGAACCAAUGGUGUAAAGCAAGCUGUCGAAGCAUGUAUCCAUGGAACAUUUUUGUUUGACCUUAUCCAAGACGAGGGUGACGCAACCGAACCAAAUCCUAAUUAUGAUCUUGCAUUACAAAAAGCAAUAUACAACAAUGUGGUUAGGUUGCUUAAAGAGGAGCUAAUCGCCAUCGAUGAGACACUGGCGAAAAGAAUUCUUAGCAACACCACCUCGGAUAUGUUUUUCACACUACCUUCAAUAUCGGGCAUUCGGAAACGUGAACAAGCGAGAUCACCACAAGUCAACAUACCUGUUACUUCACAGCAAUCGACGCUCUGUGAAAGUAUAUAUACAGAAAGUGAGAAUGACAAGCGAGUGUUUGACUUCAAACGCAUUGAUUCUGACAAUAGAAAGUAAUUUUUAAUCGAUUGAGUCUUAGUUAGGAUAUAGACUAACAAACAUUAGGGCAUCUUCGGCAGCAGACUUCUUUAAAAAAAUGGAUGAAAUAAAUAGUCUAUUGGUGAACCGAGAGGAUAUUCAGGCUAUCAAAGUUGCUAUUCUAGACACUGGAGUCUAUGAUGGAUUUCGGGAAAAGUCAAACAUUGUUUCCUAUUAUGACUUUGUAGACUUGGACUUCAUCGAAGGGCACAGUGCGUCUAAAGAUAACACAGGACACGGAACUGACAUGGUUCAUUUACUCCAAAUGACUGCUCCACAUGCUGAAAUUUAUGUCGCAAGAGUAUUUGAUGGGGACUACAGUGAUCAAAACACCGUUAAAAACGUGGCUAAGGCAAGAUAUCUAUUUUGA